CCUGGGCAUUGUUACUCGGCGUCCAUUCCCACAUCCAACAUGAGGGUCUACACUGUGGUUUUGGUGCUAACAGUGGCUCCCGCUGUUCUGGCUGGCUACUUCCAGUACUUCGAUAACUUCAAGAACAUCAACGACGAAGAUGUAAUCGACUGUAUGGUGAAAGAAAAGAUAGACAGUUGCAGCGACAUACUGCGCGAAAUCAAGGAUAAAUUUGAUGACAUACUGGCAACCAACUGCGGGGAAUGUGAUGUGGAGGAGAGGGAGGAGUUCAUGAAAUACGCCGCAGGAUUCACCCACCGUCACGCCGAUGUGAGCAAGAUGAUCUUGGACAGGUACGAUCCCGAAAGGAAGUACGAGAAGAAGUACGGAGAAACGUGGGCCGAGAAAGGCAUCGCUCUGCUCUGAGGACUUCCGAUCAUCACUCUUUCACUUUCGUGUAAAUCUGUUAUUCAAUAAAGGCCUCACGUUCUCCUA
Schistocerca gregaria is the source of this 474-nucleotide messenger RNA. Its product is annotated as ejaculatory bulb-specific protein 3-like. The coding region runs from base 40 to 405 and encodes 121 amino acids. Lineage: Eukaryota; Metazoa; Arthropoda; Insecta; Orthoptera; Acrididae. The record is from RefSeq and is a predicted model, not a curated record. The transcript is spliced from 2 exons.